This is a messenger RNA of Meriones unguiculatus (Mongolian gerbil), 16067 nucleotides long. It is a transcript of the gene Stard9, whose product is annotated as StAR related lipid transfer domain containing 9. Gene Ontology annotation, biological process: microtubule-based movement; spindle assembly. The record is from RefSeq and is a predicted model, not a curated record. Bases 131 to 14140 code for a protein of 4669 amino acids. NCBI's taxonomy places the organism in Eukaryota, Metazoa, Chordata, Mammalia, Rodentia, Muridae. Gene Ontology annotation, cellular component: cytoplasm; centriole; nucleus. The transcript has 33 exons. Gene Ontology annotation, molecular function: microtubule motor activity; lipid binding; ATP binding.
CCUGGAGGAGCGCGGGGCGGGCGGGCCAGUCUGUGGCUGUUGCUGUGCCUGUGACUGGGUCUGUUCGCUGGAUGCCGGCCAGGGAUGCUUCCUCUGGACCGCCGUGUGGGUCUUGGGUUGUGGCGGAGGGAUGGCGAACGUGCGGGUGGCCGUGAGGGUCCGGCCUCUCAGCAAGCGGGAGACCAAAGAAGGGGGAAGAAUUAUUGUGGAAGUUGAUGACAAAGUGGCAAAAAUCAGGAAUGUAAAGGUGGACAGUCGACCAGAGAGCUUUGGAGACACCCGGGAGAAGGUUGUGGCAUUUGGCUUUGAUUACUGCUAUUGGUCAGUCAAUCCGGAGGACCCUCGAUACGCAUCUCAGGAAGUGGUGUUCCAGGACUUGGGGACUGAAGUACUGUCUGGAGCUGCCAAGGGCUACAACAUAUGCCUCUUUGCCUAUGGGCAGACAGGCUCUGGGAAGACAUACACCAUGCUGGGAACUCCAGCCUCUGUUGGGCUGACCCCGCGGAUAUGUGAGGCUCUGUUCAUCAGGAAGGAUUGCUGUACCUCACUACCUUCUUCACAUAGCAUAAAAAUAAGCUUCCUAGAAAUCUACAAUGAACGAGUAAGAGAUCUUUUGAAGCAAUCCAAUCAUAAGUCCUACACCUUGAGGGUCAGGGAGCACCCAGAGAUGGGACCCUAUGUCCAAGGUCUGUCUCAGCAUGUUGUUACCAACUAUCAGCAAGUUAUUCAGCUCCUGGAGGAGGGGAUAGCAAACAGGAUGACAGCAGCCACCCACGUUCACGAGGCCAGCAGCAGAUCCCAUGCCAUCUUCACUAUCCACUACACAAAGGCAGUCCUACAGAACAACCUCUUCUCAGAGACCACCAGCAAGAUCAACCUUGUGGACCUAGCGGGCAGUGAGAAGGCAGAUCCAAGUUACUGUAAGGACCGGAUUACUGAAGGCGCCAAUAUCAACAAGUCCCUCGUGACUCUGGGAAUUGUAAUCUCCGCUUUAGCCCAGAACUCACAAGUGUUCAGCAGCUGCCAGAGCCUCAGUAGCGCAGCCAGCAGUGGGAGUGACAGUGGGAUUCCCAGCACCGUGUCCGGGGCCAGCAGCGGAGGGGGACCUGCAAGGAGGCCGUCUUACAUCCCAUACCGGGACUCUGUGCUGACCUGGCUACUGAAGGAGAGCCUUGGAGGCAACUCCAAAACCAUCAUGGUUGCCACUGUGUCCCCUGCACAUACCAGCUACAGUGAGACCAUGAGUACCAUGAGAUAUGCAUCCAAUGCCAAAAACAUCAUCAACAAGCCACAGGUGAAUGAGGAUGCCAAUGUGAAGCUCAUCCGAGAACUCAGGGAGGAGAUUGGGAGGCUGAAAGCCAUGCUGCUGAGCUUUAAACUGAGGAAUUUGAGCUCACUAAAUGAUGAACUGGACGAAAGCCAGAAGGAGUUAGUCCUCCAGAAUGAUUUGAAGGUAGGCAAGCUGACUCAAGACUGGGCUCAGAAGUGGAAUGACUGGCAGGCACUUACGGAGCAUUUUGGUGUGGACAUCAACAGGAAGAGGGCAGGGGUGGUCAUCGACUCCAGCCUGCCACACCUGAUGGCUUUGGAGGAUGAUGUGCUCAGCACAGGUGUAGUGCUUUACCACCUCAAGGAGGGGACAACAAAAAUAGGAAGGAUUGAUUCAGACCAGGAACAGGACAUCGUUCUUCAGGGCCAGUGGAUUGAGAGAGACCAUUGCACAAUCACUAGCACUUGUGGGGUGGUCAUUCUCCGGCCUACCCAAGGGGCACGCUGUACAGUCAAUGGCCGUGAGGUCACUGCUUCCUGCCGUCUGACACAAGGAGCUGUCAUAACACUGGGAAAAGCACAGAAGUUCCGAUUUAACCACCCGGCCGAGGCCGAGCUGCUGCGUCACCAAAGGCUUAAAGUUGGAAAGGCUCUUGGCAGCAGUGGCUCUUUGGAAUGGCUGGACUUGAAUGGGGAUGUCACCGCCUUGAGACUGGACCUCUGUCCCCAGCCUUGGAAGGAGAGGAAAGUGCUGGAAGAUCAGUGUGACAAGGACCAGCAUCCAUCAAGAAAUGGCAAGACAUCCCACAGAGCCCAGUCUGAGCAACAGAAAUGCUCUGUGGAGAAUCUGACAGAGCAAGUCACUGAAGGACAGAGUAGAGUUCAGAAGGGACUGGAAUUGGACCAGACGCACAUCAGCCAACAGAUAAAAGAGAACCAGCAGUGGCUACUCAGAGAAGAGACCUGGCUAGCCAGCUUGCAGGAGACAAAGCAAGAAGACGACUGUGGGGAAGAGAAAGAACUUGAGGCCUUUGUGGCACCUGAUGCCUGGCUUCCAACAGCUCCUCAGACCCCACCAUCCCCACUGGUUCAAAGCCAAAAAAGGGUGGUUCAGUUGCAGCGCUUGUGGAGACGUACUUCUCGGGCCACAGUGUGGAACAGCAGGUGGAAAAAGGUCUCACUGCAGCUGGAGAGAAUUAAGAAGUGGAGGCAGCUGGAGGCCCAGAGGAGACUAGAGCAGCCCAGGGCACUCUACUGGAUCCAGGAUGACAGUGCCUCCGAGGCCCCAAGUUGGGUCUCCAGCUCUAACACCUCAGGCCCCGGUUCUCGGCAGAGCAGCAGACGGACAACUCACAGCUGCCUGAGCCCACAGAGGCUCCGCAGCCCACACCUACCCCAGCCACACAGUGCCUUCCUGAACUCGGAUCCUUCCACUACACCUCCGCCUGACCCAACUCACCAAGUACCAGAGAAAACUCCAUCAGCGUGUACCAUUCCCCCUCCCAGGACAGGGCGCUCGGGCAGGAACGGCUUUCAUCCAUCAGGCCGGAGGAAACUCUAUCCAGCCAGGGGAGCCUCACCCAGGAGGGAAGUCUCUACUCAAGGUGCCUGUCUCACUGGAAGCUACAUGUCUGUAAACAGCCAAGACACUGAGCCAUUGGGUAAACAGCCCUGUCAGAUGUCAUCCCAGAGCUCAGGGACUCUGUGCCAAUCAACUAAGAAGCUAAAGCAUGGCUCAAGGACCCUUACCCCAGCUGCCCACACCAGAAGGGAUAAGGGAUUAGGAGCAUCUGUCAACACACAAACUGGAUGGCAAAAAGUAGGGAGCUAUGAGACCUACAAGGCUCUUAAGGAAACUACCACUUAUUCUGCUUAUCUCAGUGGAUCCAAGCAAGCAGCUGGGCAUGGAAAAAUAGUCACAGCUUUUCAGGCAGAAUCCAAACCACCACCUCCAAGCAGGGCACCAAAAAAACAUCAGAGGGUACUGACAGCUAGGGCUAGAGACUUUGCCAAAAAGUUCUCUCAUUUGCCUUGUGGCAGUCCUUUAAAAAAACAACUUAGUGCAGAGGAUCCAGACACCCUGGCCUCCUUCACAGGUUCUAGACUUAUAAUGGAUCAUCUAAGGGAAAAGGACAAUGACUUAUCUGACACUGAGAGCAGUUACUCAGUAGAUUCUCUCUCUCAUGUCUACAUCAAAGUUCCAAAGGAGCUGCUGAAGCCAAAGGACCUUCAGGGAAAAUGGGUUCUCCCAGAUCCAGAGAACUCCGAAAGUGACAACAGUCAAAUAUCUGAGGAUUCACUUGCUGAGAACAGGUACCAAAGCCCCCCAGAAAACUUAGGGGGUGAAUAUUCUACCAAGGAUAGUGGGUAUUCAAGGACCAGAACUUCAGCCUCUGUGAGGGGCUUCACCAUGCCCUCAGACAGAAGCUUAUUUACUCAAGCACAUGGGAGCUUUUCCUUGGACAGCUUGAUCGAGGCUGCAGAACUAGGAGACAGACAAGAGGAGCCUUACCUUGGUUCUGCUGAUGAGGGACCUACGGAGACUUUUUGGCACCUGCAGAAGGACUCCCUACCUGCAGCAGACCAGGAGGCAACAUGCAGGCCUAGCCCUAUCAUCCACAGAACAGCAGUCAGGCUGAAUGUCUUUGUGCCAAAAAGCAACUCAUUUUACCUUGAUCCUCAGUUUCAGCACUAUUGUGAGCAGCCUGAGUCAGAAAUGGAGGCAAGCUAUUUUGAACAAACCAACUCUUUCCAAGGUGUGCAGGUUACAAGAGCGAGCCCCCUGGUAUCUGUGGAUUCAUGGUUUUCUUGUGACUCUAAGGGCUAUUCCAGCAGCCCUUCAGGGAUCAUACAUUCUUUAUGUCCAAGUCCUGACAGACAUGAAAUUCAGCUGCAUGGUGAGACACCAAGACACUGGCUAAGCAUGGAAGAAGUAAAGUCACCAGCUACAGUCCUGUCAGGGAGCCACACAUUUACCCAAGCCAGUGCCAUGCCAACCAGUAGUUCAGAUUUGUGUGCACCUCCUGCUUCUGAUACAUCCAAGCCCUCAAUUUGUGGACAUCAAAGGCUCCUUCAGCCAGGAGUUGAUGGUGUCUUUCAAGGUAGAAAAAUCUCUGAUGUGACCUACCAGGCCAUCUCGGAAGAGUCCCACAGUCCUGACAUAUCGAGUGUGCUGGCUCCCUCUGGCACCUCAGUCACUCAUGUAGGCAGUAUUCAUGAGGACUGGACUGCCCUUCAGCAAAAGUAUCUUCUUGAACUCUCAAAUUCUGUUUUGGGGGCUGUCGGAGAGCCCAGGCCAGCUUUCCUCUUCCUGGAGGAAGACUCUAGCUCCCUGGCUGAAGCUUCUGAUAAAGUAGACACUCAGUUGCCAGUUGACCCUGGGGUAUCUAGAACUUUAGGUUUCAGCUACUUUCCAGUCCACCUAUCCAAAGCCAGGCACGUAAGAGAAGAGAAAAACUGUGGCAGUGUGAGGGCCAACCUAGAAAGUGCUUCUGACCGCUUCAGUGCCGCUGAGAGAGUGAGUUCUAGUGGGGUGUACCCAGCAGACCCAGAGCCUCUGACUUCUGAAUCUGAAGCACAGGCCCACACAGCAGGAAACAAGACACCAAAUCCCAUGACAGAGGCAUGGGAAGUCAAUCGGGCCAGCUUGGAAGGGUCCCUUCAGAGUGGCAAGAACCCCAGGCUGAUAACUUCCUCUGGGCAGCAUUUCUUCCAGAAGAGGGCUUAUCACAAUGAUGACACCUUAGCCGCUGAAGUAGGCCACUGGCCUCAAGAUGGGGCGCGUCUCAGGAAAAACACUGCAGUUCAACCAGGACUGUUAAGCCAGCAUCCCCUCCUAGAAGAGAAGGCAACUUCCCCUCAGAGCAGCGGGGAAGCAGCUGGAACACACGAAGGUGGUGCCUGCACUCUCCCUUCAGAGCCAGAGCUGCUCCCGCACUCUGCCCCCUGGGACCCUUUCCCACCUUCCUUGCAACCUCCUCCCUUGGAAACAUUCUACGUAACCAAGAGCAGGGAUGCCUUGACAGAAACUGCCUUAGAGAUUCCAGCCUGUAGGGAAGCCCGGGUGCCCUCCCCACCCCCCAGGGAAGCCUGGGGCUUUGGUCAUAGCUAUGAAGUCCUCCAGAAAGUUCACUGGAAGAACAACUUGCCCAAGGUGUCGAAAAGCCAGAAUUCUAAGAUUGACCCAUCUCAGCAGGCGACAACAAAGAGGCCAACUGAUCUGAGUAAAGAGGAAGUUACUGAAGAGCUGGGGGACCACUCUAGAAAUAUGAAGGAGGAAGAAAGCCAUGAUUCUGCUUACUGUUUUGUUGCUCAGAACAGACAUCUCCCUUCUGCCAGCCUCAAAGCUUGCAAAUGUGGAAAUCACUUUGGAAUUUUAAAUAAAAAGUAUAGCCUCUCAGUACACAAGGAAGGAGAAGAGGCCUGUGCAUGGCACCACUGCAGCGUUGCCUUUGACGGCUCUGAGUCCAAGACUUUGCUCUUCAUCUGUGAUCCCAUGGCAAGUGAGGAAGAGCAGGAUGCACUGCUGUCUCAGAUACAUACCUGUGAUGUUCACAGUCAGACUUCUUCUGGAGGCAGGUCUGAUUUCAUUGGCAACAUCAACUUUGACCUGGACAAGAUACAAGAGGAAACUGCUGUUUCGUUGGAAUCCAGAUCAGUCCACUGUCGAGUAAGCAGCCCUGUGUUCAUGGCCAGAGGUGGAAGUCCAACGCACAUGUGGGAGGGGAGGAAUGAAACUGUACUUCUCAGGGAAGUGAUUUCCAAAGACAUCAGAGAAGAGUUCAAUCUUCCAGGAACCCAGUACACCUGUGAAAGAUGCCGUCUAGUUCUGUGCUCUCAGAAAAGAAAGCCUGUUGAAUGCAAGGCCCAUGGGCAGUCACAAGAAAUAAAGUCCAAAGAAGAACCUUUGGGAGAGCAACAGAAUAAAAGAUUUAAUAAUGCCGAAGAGAUGGCUAGGCUGCUCCGGAGUGUAAUACAGCUGGAAACUGGCAUCUUGGAAAUUGAAUCUAAGCAGAAUAAGCAUCUUCAUGCUUCCCACAUGUCAAGUACAGAGUUUAUGCUCCAGGACAUACAGGACCAGGAGAGGGCUGACCAUGUCCUGAUGCCAGGAAGCUCUGGAAAACAUUUGUUCUUUGGGGUACAGCCAUCUUUUCCAGUACAGAUAGAGGAUGAUACCAGAGACAGCAAAUCUAGGGAAGAAGAUGGUGGCAGUGCCCUCAGUUAUAAUGCCCAAGUCCAGAAAGUCAUAGGAAGCCCCUCCAGAUCAAGGGAAUAUGCACAAGUAAGGCAGUCUGAGAGUGAGCACUCAGACCCACAACCUGGAGUAGACAGACUUGCCAGGGACACAUGUGAUUCUCUGGGGAAAGGCAUAGCUCUCAGAGAGUCUAGCAACGUUUCCCUUCACUCCAGGAGAAUGAAGGAAUUAGCUGGAGCUCUGCCUUUGCAGCUCAGUGUAGAGAGAUCUGAGAAGGAUGAUGAGCUUCUAAAAACAUCAACAAACUUCCAAGACCAGGCUUGGGCCUUGGAAAGUCUCGAGGAACCACAGACUAUGGAAAAGUUUCAGGAAAACCAAAUUGUUGAACUCCCAAGUGAUUCACACUUGGAGGAUACAAAAGCUCAUGGGAGUGUUGAAGAAAUGGCCGUGAAAAGGGGAGAGAACCUACAUGAAGAAGAGAAUAUGAUCUCACCAACUCAGGAAUUUCUUAUUCUAAGCCAGCACUGUGAGGGAACAUUUUUCAGCCAGGAGACUGUCUCCCCAUCCCAUAGCCAGACAGGCUUCUCUGCAGCUCUUCUUUGUGGAGAGCUGAGUGGUACCCAACCCAUGCAUUAUCCUAGCUUACCAAGAAGCUGUUUGCAUGCCUCUGGUACCAAAGGCAUCUCUUCAUUUGAGCACAUGUUAGAGCCUACAAUGUGGAAAAUUAAUAGAAGUUCUUUGGCAACUGGAGUAGGCCAUCAGGAUCUCAGUGGCGAGACCAGCAGCAGUAGCCCCCAGGGAAGUGUUGCAGGGGAUACUUACACCACACACGCUGCUUGGUGUGGAUCUGUGAUGCCCAUGGUCACGAGAGCUGAUGGUCGGUCUGUUACACCAGACAGCAUUUUACCGGAGAUGGAGGACUGGAUCACAGUGAGCACUGGCCCCCAAGGAGACCAGAAGGGGGACUUCAGGGAUACUUCAAUAGGCUUCCUUACCCAGGAAGGUUUGGAUUCUGAAGCCGAGGCAACUGUACAAAAAGAAAUAAAGACCAGUUACUUGGACAGGGUCUCAAGACAGACUGAAAAGAAGGUCAGUUUCCUCUUACCAGAAGAUAGUGGCCAGGGUGAGGAGGAAAGGCAGAAAGCAGAGGAGAAGUCUGAAGAUCAACAUCCAGCUAGCUCUGCUUGCUUAACACCUGUGUCUCUACUGGAGGCACCUAAUCCAGAGCCUCUGCUACCGCCAGACCCCUCUAUCCAUGCAUCCAUAUGUCUGGCCAUCUUGAAAGAGAUCAGACAGGCAAAAGCACAGAGGAAACGGCUUAGUGACUUUGUGGCUGACAGGACAGUCCUCCCUCAUUGUAAGCCUUCACAAGAAGCUGAGUGUUUUUUGGAGGCUGCUGGUAGGUCUCAGGAGCAAAUGGUGAAGUUAGGGUGGGGUAGCACCAGGAAGGAAGAUGAAGCACAAGGACUGCAUGCAGCAUCUCCAUCUGCUGUGUCUGCAGACCUUUUGGCUGAUGAGGCCAGUGCAGAGGACCUUCAUCAUCUGCCUGACCCUGAAACUGACAGAGGACCACGGUAUCAUUUGCUGGCUUCCUCUCACACUGUUCCAGAUUUAGAAAAAGGACAUUGUACUAGAGAAACAAGGCAAUUUGGGGGAGCAAGUGGAUGGUUUGGUUCUUCUGAAGUCAUAGAGAAAAAGAAAGAAACAUCUAGAACACUGUCCCCUGUUUAUCCUUUGGUCCCAGACAGGCUUCUUUCUACUCCAACUGUAGAGCAGGAUGGGAGGGUGAGAUUAGAGAAAGUGUCUGUCUCACCUUCUCAAGCUUCUUGUGAUGACCCUGGCAGGAGCCCUCAUGGGCAAAGCCAGUUGGCUUCAUGGGAACCUGCAGAGGGUAUGUCCUUUGGUGGGCAGGACAGGACUCCAGGGCUUCAGGAACCCAGAAGUCUAGACAGCACAUGUGGAGGAGGCUCAGGUAAGGUGUCCGUGACCUCGCAGGAAGGAAAAGCAGUCCAUGCCGAGUGCCAGACUGUGAUCUGUAAUGCUGAUAAUGCUGCUGGCCUUUUGGGGCCUAAGCAAGACCGUUUUCAUUACACGGAUGCUUCCACUGGCUUAGAAGAAGUGAAGGCAAGUCCAAAGCCAUGUGCUGUUGAGCCUGGAGCUCCGACAAAGUUUGAAGCAGAUGCUCACAUGUGGCGUCCUGUCAAGUGGAAAAAUGUUGGUUCUGGUCUGGCAGAGGCCUGUGGGGAUGACAGCAAAUAUACAAGGUCAACUCCAUUGCUAGAUCAAAGACCUAUCCUGAGUCCAAGUGGAGUUGGAGAAGAGGCUCCAGGUCUGUCCCCAAAAGAGUGCCUUGUUUCUGAGGGGAACACUGGAGGCAGCAGGCUACGUGGCUCAUCUUAUGAGGAGGAAGAGGAUGGAACUAUUCCUUACUCUCAACUAAGUGGUUCUCCACCUACUGUUCAUGCCUACUCCUGUCAUUCCUCUACUCUGCCAUGUUGGAGAGAUGGUGUCCUUAGGAAGGGAACCCCUUGUGCUGCUCCACUUCCUGUCCACUCACCUUUCAUAGUGCCAUCCAGUGAAACAGGUGGAACAGUAGAGAGCUUUUCCAAAGACUCUCAAGUGUUUUCAGAACAUGGCCUCAAGCACAAACAUGUAAAUAUAGGAUUUGGGUCUGGAGACAUCAGCAUUCCCAGCUCACCCACUACACCUGCUCUUCCCUCUCCAGCUCAAAGCUCCAGCUCCCUUUGCAGCUCUGAAGUGAGGGCAAAUUGCUUCACCCACACAGUUGCUGGUAGAAGGUCAGUUGAAGGUUCUGGGGAAAAGACUUCAGGGAAGAAGGCCAGCAGUGCCCCUGAGGACGAUUCUCCAUCCAGUCCUGCAGGCACACACUCUGAGCCACUGAGAACUUUGAAGGAUAAGUCUGUAGGUGAGAAUGCACAGGUAUCACAAACCAUGCCAGGACCUCCUGUGGUGACUCGGGGACUACAUACCCUAAAUUUAAAUAAAGGGUCUGUUGGCGGUGAACUGGUGAAAGCAGCUCAGGAUGGACACUUAGAUAAUACCAUCAGACCCUCUUCAGAAAAUACACAGCCUUUCACUGAGGUCAGGGGUCACAGUUACUUGGGUCCCCACGCCAAAUUUGUAGACAUGUUAAAACAUACCAACCAAUCUCAGACUGAGACUUCAUGGGAGGAAGAAGAGCAACAGAGAGACGAGCCUCCAAGAGGUGGCAAAGACCACGCCCAGGCCAGAAAUGGAGUACCUUCUAACAAAGGUGGCUUUGAUGACUCUCAGACUAAAGAUGGUGAAAGAGAGGAGAUGGCUGUGACCAAGUCUUCUGUGUCCCAGACUUACUUUUCAGACUUUGAAGACCCAGCUUCUCUGCCCUUGGGGCAAACUGAACCCUCACAGCCUGUUGCCCGGACUCCUGGCCAGCUCUGCUCUGAAAGGGACCAUCUGGCUCCCCAUCACAGGCACGCACUUCCUGUGAUUGCAAUCUUCUCUGGCCCCAAGAACACCAGGUAUUCCCCUAGACCUCAGUUCUCUGUGGUCAGCUCAUCUCGAUCCCUUCAAGAACUAAAUUUGAAUAUGGAGCCUCCUUCUCCAACAGAGAAAGAUGCACAGGAGCCGAACAGAUUGUGGGGCCCACAUCUGAGGGGCCAUUCCUCAGAAAAGCCAGUGUCAACAUGUCCAAAGACUCAGGAUUGCAGUCACAAAGUUUCACGUAACUUUAACAAUAGCCCCACCAAUGACAAGCCCCUAAAAGCUGUCAUUCCUCCUUACCCAACAUCUUCCACUGUGUCAUGUAUGCCAACCCCUGAUUUUAUGACCAACUGGAUGCCUGGUACUUUGGAAGAGGCCCGUCAAGGAAAGACACAUAAACUGAGUGUCCAGAGUAUGCCAGAGAAUUGGCACUCUAGGAUGGACAAAGAAAUGCACUUUGGUUCCAGUGACAUAAGUCCCUAUGUCCUGCCUUGGUGUCCACAGAGACCUGUGCAUAUUGGCUGGAAACAAUAUGUGUUUGGAAGUACAGUUGAUGUCUCUUGUAGCCAGAAACCCCAAUGCCUAAUACCAUCAACUAUGGCUCAGUGCUCCAGCAUAGACAAUGCCCUAGAAGACAAAAAAUCCCUGUUUCACUCCCAUCUCAGGAAUUACACCCAAACCCGUGAUCUGUCAAACAUUCACAGUGGUAUUGAAAGUAACCAAAAUUCAAACAAAGGCUGGGAAAUAUGGAGUUCCUCACUUGCUGUGGGAGAGCCCCAUGUCUUUACUGGCUCUGAAGGAGUUGCCCCAAUAAGGGGUCCUGACAAGAGGCCCCCAUUCAAGGGCCAUUCUGAGGAAAUAGGGUAUCUGAGGAGUGAGCUGCCUCUGGCUGGCCGGAGUGCCACAGCUCAGGUAGAUGACAUUGUACUACUCUGCCCAUCAGAGAGAGGCCACACUGUGAGUCAGGCCAGGAUGAAUACCUUUGAGCAGGGAACACAGACCCUGGGCAGCAGGCUCCACUGGAGUUGCACCAAUAUCUCUGCUCAGCCCAAUGCUACCACAAUGUCAGCCUCUGAGCUGGCCUCCUGGACCAGCAUGCACAAUCUGUCCCUCCACCUCUCACAGCUUCUGCAUAGCACUUCAGAGCUGCUUGGGAGUCUCUCACAGACAAGUGUAGUCCCAAAGGAGCAGAACAUCAAGAGUGAAUCCCCAGAUGAGGCCCCACAGGCCCCCACGAUGGACAGUUGUACUCAGACCACUGUGGAUGAGGGCAUCCAGACAGACCUGGCCUCAUCUCCUUUGCUCUCCCAGCCCCCAGAGGUCAAGCCUCAAGAAGUGAUCGUUGAAGUGAUGGACUCAGAUAUCAUCACUGUGGCUCAAGAGAAGAGAGAGGGAGAGGAAGCAGCAGAACUCCCAGAUCUCCGUGAAGGAAGCACUCACAAUAAUUUGCAGAGCCUUCCUGUGUCUUCACCACAUUUGAGGUUUCAGAAAGUUCAUCUUGGGCAGAACCUUACUUUGGUGAGCUUCCCGGCUUCUCCUGAUGGAUCCCCCUCUCCCAGCCUGCAGCCAGAGGAAUCUUGCAUGGUGGUCAACAGUCCUAGAGUCUCCCAGUACUCAGGGAUCUUCCAUGGUGCUUCAGAGUUCACCCAGGAGCCUAGUACCCAGAAGAAGCCAGGCCUCCCUAGUGCUGUGCUGGUGGAUAGGGCUUCCUCUCCAAUUCUUAUAUUUAGUGCCAGUGCCCAGGAGUUGAACAAUCCCUUAGCCUCUUCUACUCUAUCAGUCCCCUCAGCUCACUCUCUCGAAGACUCCGAGAAGCUUGGUAUCAGUCCAGAUGUUGCUGUUGGUGACCCAGGACCUCCAGUGGAUAAUUCUGAAGCCACUGAUGAGUCUGAUGUCCCUCAGAGACCUGAGUCUCUGGAAAGAGAAGGCAAGAACCUCUUAGAAAGGAGCUCUGAGAGAUUAUUUCUUGACUCUAGCUCCUCAUGCAGCCAACAGAAGAGCUCUAGUCUCCAUGUUAGUUUCUUAGAGCAGGCCCCUCAGCAGCUUCAGUCCAAGAGCACCACUGGAGACCAAAGCAGACUGCCAUCUCCACCACCAAGGCACAGGAGCCUGAAGCUAGAUGACAGCUUUAUGCCUGAGAAGGUAGCUUCCAUAGAGCAUGGUCCACUGAUCAGUAGGAGGCCAAGUCAGUGGCAGGUCAGGGCAGCCAGUGAAGAUGAGAGCUCAGUGUCUGUGGCUGAGCCACAACCCGGUAUGGAGCUAUCUUCCUCAUGGAGAGGUCUUCAGCCCCUUAGCCCUUGUCCUAUCUCUUAUACUACAGGGCUUCAAAAUCCUUCUAUAGCCCCACCCCAGGCCUGCAACCCUGUGGGGCUACUCUGUCCUGAUUCACAUAUAUGUGUGGCCCCUGGUCUUCAGCAUCACAGCCUGAGGGACCUCCCCAUCGAUAACAAAUUUAAUAACUGGUAUGGAGUUCAGAUUGGACCUUGUGGAGAGCUGCAUGUCGGUGAGGAUCUAGAAGCCGGGUGUGACUCCAGUUCUGUAGACCAAACACAAAGGCCCCUGCAACCUUCUGGCAACUACAGCCAGGACCCUGAGUGGCCCCGACUGAAGCACAUCCCCUUACAAAUUGGGGUCCAGAAACCCUCACUCAGUGUGGAACUCACAGAAGCAAAACUACACCAUGGCUUCGGGGAGACAGAUGCUCUGAUGAAGGUGCUGCAGAGUGGGACAGGGGAUGUGCUUGCUCAUGAAGAACCUUCUCUGUCCUCCAGGGAGGAGUACUACAGCAGGCAGAAAAAGACUACAGAGACCCUCAGGAACGGGAGGACUGAGCAACUUCAUAACUUUCGACGGACACGAAGCCUCACACCCCAGAAACAAGUCAGCUUCCUGCCCAGCAAAUACCUCCCCACCUGGGAACGUGACUUGCCCAGCAGACGCCGAGAAUACCUGCAGCAGCUGAGGAAGGAUGUCGUGGAGACCACUAGGAUACCACAGCCAGCAUCAAGACCAGCCCGCUUUCCCUCUGACAUUGAUCUGAUGCUUCGAGACUAUCAUCGGGCCCGUGAAAAGGCCAAGGUGGAGAUUGCCCAGGCUCGGGAUCGGCUCAGGGAGCGGACUGAACAAGAAAAGAUGAGAAUCCGCCAACAGAUCAUCUCUCAGCUGCUAAAGGAAGAGGAAAGCCUGCAAACUCUAGCCACCUCCAGCUCACUGUGUACCAGCUCCAACGGAAGCAUAUCUUCUGGGGUCACAUCUGGCUACAACAGCAUUCCAGCCUUCUCAGGCCACCUCCACUCCCUAGAAGCUGUGGAGGACUCUCAAGUGCCAGAGUCCGAAGACACUUGGAUAGGGGACUGGCGGGGACUGUCCAGCACGAGGAACAGUCACCUGUGUCUGACUGGGCAUACCUGGAAGAGCUUAGCCCACAGCUGCAGAGCCUCCCUGGGCAGUGGUUGCUUCUCUUCCUGUACCCUAUCCAACUCAGGGACCUGCUUCUCCUCCCAGUACCAGGACUUGGCCAAACACAUUGUCAACACGUCAAUGGCUGAUGUAAUGGCUGCUUGUUCAGAUAAUCUCCACAACCUCUUCAGGCGCCGGGCAACAGCUGGCUGGAACUACCAGGGUGAGGAACAGAAGGUACAGCUUUACUACAAGGAAUUCUCUUCUACUCGGCAUGGGUUCUUGGGCGCAGGUGUGGUGUCUCAGCCGCUCUCUCAAGUGUGGGCAGCUGUGAGUGAUCCCACUCUAUGGCCUCUGUACCACAAGCCCAUCCAGACAGUAAGACUGCAUCAGCGAGUGACCAACAGUAUCAGCCUGGUGUACUUGGUGUGCGAUACCACACUGUGCGCGCUGAAGCAGCUGCGGGACUUCUGCUGUGUCUGCGUGGAAGCCAAAGAGGUGCCUAUGUUAUGGGGUGAACAUGGGCACCAUGAGGGGCACCUGUCAAUCAUGGCAGCUCAGUCUGUGUAUGAUACAUCCAUGCCAAGACCUAGCAGAAAAAUGGUCCGAGGAGAGAUCCUGCCCAGUGCCUGGGUCUUGCAGCCUGUUAUCACAGAGGGGAGAGAAAUAACCAGAGUCAUCUUCCUUGCCCAGGUAGAGCUGGGUGCACCAGGCUUCCCUCCUCAUCUUCUGCAUUCCUUUAUCAAACAGCAGCCACUGGUUGUGGCCAAGCUAGCAUCUUUCCUUGGUAGUUAGUAUUGGGCCCUGGAGACAGCAUGGUUGAGAUGUAGGCCCAGGACACCUGAGACUCUACAGCUGCUUCUAAACCCUGAGGCAAGAAGUGCCUAAGCUGCUGUGGUAGCCAACCCCGCCUAGGGUUGCCAGAAAAAACAGUUCUUGGUUACCUCUGAAGAGUGAGCAACCUGAAGCUCCUGGCCCCAGCUGUCCGAAGAAUGAAAUUUAACUCACCUUUAUUUCCCGCCUCUGGGACUCAAUGGCACACCAAGUGUUCAAAGACUGGGAAAAAGCACAGCCUGCUGAGCUGAAGACUGCAGUGCCUUGGCAAGGUACCUCUUUGGCAGGCAAGCACUGGCCAAGGGUGCUCUGGAUCUGCCUCCAACAUUCAGCUCCAUUUUGUGAUGGAGUGGCAGAAAGAACCAAAGCAGACAGUUUAAAGAAUCAACUGCACAAACCAGAAAUUGAUUCAGCAUUUUCUCUCAUCGAAUGUUUACAAACAUUUAACUAUUCAUAUUUCCUCUCCCUCCACCCCCUUUACUGGGUCACUGUGUGUUACAGGUUUAGUCAGUCUACCUUGAGCUUAGUACAAUGGAAGACCACUGAAAAAACUAACAGGACGCAGGGCCUGAAGACUAGUAAUAGGUAGGGGCAGCUACAUGCUGUUUGCUAACAAGGUAAGAGGAAUUUCAAGCAGAUUAUCUAAGAUAGGAUUAAAUUCUAGCAGGUCUUGACCUUGUGUCAACAUUUAACACCUCAACCUCCCAAAUGCUGGGAUCAUGAGCCACUACACCUAGCACCCACUUCUUUUUAUAUAAAUCUGUUGAUUGGGUAAGGGUGUGGUAGCAUUCUGGUAGUAGGAGGAGGACCAGAAGUUCAAGAUCAUUCUCAGGUAGCUAGCCUGUCUUUGGCAACAAAAAUAACUAUUUGACAAUCUUUCUAAGUACUGAGCUAGCUGAUUUAAUAUGAUAGAAUGGGAAAAGGGUUGUUUUCUUGGAUCUUGGCCUGGCUGAACACUCUUGAAGAUUUUCUGUGCUCAUCUCGAAAUGGUAUGACUUAAGAAAUUCCCUUAAUCCAAUCCAAAUCUUUGGUGAGAGAAGGUACUCUUAUGGAUAUAAGUUAGUUAAAGGGUAAAUUUCUUUGCAAGAUUUUUCUAUUCUCUUAUUUAUAUAUUACUGAUUGACUGUUUUAAAAUUUGCUCUGAAUUUAUGAUUAAUUUUAUUGGCAAUACUUGAUAAUGCUUAGCAAUUUCUUACUUGCCCCCCCCUUUUGUUGUUGUUGUUUUGGUAUUUUUUUUUUUUUUUUGAGUCAGGACCUCACUCGGUAUGUAGAUUCAGCCUUUCAAGUCCUAAAGACAGGAGCCACCCUGUCCAGUUUCUACCUCUCUGUGCCUUACUGAGGUUAUUGACCAAUACAAGUCAAAAUAUUUGUCUUUAAAAAAAAAAAAAAAAAAAAAAAAAGCCAGGCACGGUGGCACACACCUUUAAUCCCAGCUCUCGGGGAGGCAGUGGCAGGUGGACCUCUGUGAGUUCAAGGCCAGCCUGGUCUACUACUUGAGUCCAGGACAGCCAAGGCUACAGAGAAACCCUGUCUCAAAAGAAAAAGGGGGGCAGGGAAGAGCCAUGGUAGUGGAGAAGAUCUUUACCCCAGUACUCAGGAGGCAGAGGAGUUCAAGGCCAAUCUGGUCCAGAGUGAGUUCCAAGAGAACAAAAAACAAACAGAAUGUACCCUUGAGGGUCACGAUGGCAGUGUCUAAUCCAGUGUUGAGAUUUUCUGUUUACAUGCUUGUAGGGAUCCAAGUAGGUGAGCUUCAUUUCCCACAUCUGUGCAUGUAACCAUAGAUCAAAAGAUAUUCAAGCAAAGGUUUUUUUGUCAUAAUUACUUAAACGUAGUUAAAUUAAUAUAACUUAUAUUAAAGGGUCCAUGAAGGGAAAAACACAAGAAUGUA